AGUUUGUUGAUGAUCUCCAACGAUUGGACGUGACGUCACAACAUCCCGUUCAGCCCAGGGAUUGAUGCAGACAGGCGCGCGCUCUGAGUCUGUUAGUUCACUUCUGGCAGAAACUGAAGACAGAAGACGAGUGUUUUCCAAAUCCAACUUGUAACUGUUGCAUUUGAUUCUUCAAGGACGCGUGGACGCCUGGAAAAGCAACGUAGACAGUACUUUAUAUUAAAGUGAAACAUGGCGAACUCAGGAGUGCAGCUGAUCGGGUUUUGUCUGUCUCUGGUGGGAAUCAUUGGACUCAUCGUUGGCACGGUGCUGCCGCAGUGGAAAAUGUCAGCUCAUGUAGGAGACAGCAUCAUCACAGCCGUGGCUACUUACCAGGGCCUGUGGAUGUCCUGCGCCUUCCAAAGCACCGGUCAACUCCAGUGCAAAAUCUACGAUUCAGUCCUCCAGCUGGACAGUUCUCUCCAGGCAACCCGUGCUCUAAUGAUAGUUGGCAUCAUCAUAUCGAUUGCUGGACUGGGAGUCGCCUGCGUGGGCAUGAAAUGUACCACGUGUGGAGAAGAGAAUAAAGUGCGUAAAGCUCGCACUGCUAUGACAGGUGGCAUCAUACUGCUAAUUGGGGCUCUCAGUGCAAUCGUUGCAUGCUCUUGGUUUGCCCACAACGUGAUCCGUGCUUUCUACAACCCCUACACUCCAGUCAACACCAAGUUUGAGUUCGGUGCAGCCAUUUUCAUCGCAUGGGGUGGAUCUUUUCUCGAUGUUCUUGGUGGAGCUUUACUGGUGGCCUCUUGCACGAAUAAACAGGCGUCCAAGUACACUAAAAGCUCUGCUCGCACCUCCAACAGCACCAAGGAGUAUGUAUGAUUGCUUACAGAUGACCAGACAGGAACUAUAUAUAAAAAAAGAUCCCUGUAAACGGAAAACAGGAUAAGCCUGAUGGAUUCAACUGAAGUGGGUGGAAAACAUGGUUAAUCCAGGGAGUAAGAAUGGUAGAGGUGCUGAUUAUUUUUGCCAUCCUCAUCAGUAGAAAAUAGCCUACAGUAUUUGAAACACAGAGUUUACCUUUCGUAAUGAUGCGUCAUGCAAAGAAACAGUAAAGUGUUACUAGCUCUUUGAAUCACCACCACUAGAGGGCAUCAUUGUCCCUUUUGUUGCAUAACGUACACAACUGCCCAGAAAACUGAAUAUUCAUGAACAAAAGCUUUCAUUGUCUAACAGGAAAGGUGUUGUAUUCCCUUUGGGAAACAUUGAUUAUUUUUUUUAACCCGCAAAGUACAAUGUUUCUUUGAAAGAAACGGUUUGCUUAAGAGCAAGGCCUACAAAGUGGACAGCAGUCAGAAUUUACGCAAAUGCUGUUUUACUAUUUAUUUUGGACUGAAAUUGGGCAUUGGGCAUUCGUCAUUCUAGAUUUAGUAAUAGAGAAAUUAAUGUAUUUAGUUGUGCUUUUACUAAUACUACUGCACUGACAUUUCUACAGUAUUAAUUGCUUAAUCUCUUUAAAGUGCAAUACUAAAGAUUGCCCGACUCAGAUUGCAUCUCAGUUCAAACUCAGUUUUAAUAUCGAAUGACUUACUGACCACUGGCACCAAUAAACCUCGAUAAAAAAGGAACAUGCAGCAAAAAAACUCAUGGAUCUUAGUGAAUAUAGUAUGGAUAAAAAAAUGUUUUUAGAAGAGUACACAACAUACUGUGAUAUGUUGUUGUAUUGUCUCCAUUUGGAAGAUUUAUGUUGUUUUUGUCAAUUGUUUAGAUUUUUGAUGGACUAGCUAGGUCAGAGCACAUAUUCCAUGAUGUUUGAGGGUUAAUUGAAUGAUAUUAUUGGUUUACAGUUCAAACACAACAAAACAAUACUAUGCUUUAUUCUGUUCCGUUCUGUUGUAAUUUCUCUUCACCUGAAACUGCUCAUAAAGGGGCUUGAAUCAGGUGACCUACAGCAUGGACACCAACAAACAUUUGGACCCCUCAGAAAAAAGGGACCUGUUUAUACUGCACUCUGUUUUAUCCCUCACCCACACUGGCAUGGGCUCUGGAACACACACUCUGCAAAUAUUCUGUUGUCAUUUGAAAGGCUGAAUGUUGACACAGUGCUAUUCUGAUAUACUGAGUAAAUAUGGUAAAUGUGCUUUUCUGGCUCUUUAUCAGCAGUUUAAUGGUAUAAAUCAAUUUAAAAAGCACUUAAAUUUGACAAAUGAUUAGAUUACUUUUGCAUUAACCUUAUAAUUGAGUGUUUUCCUGUUUAUCAUAUUGUAGUAUAGUAUAGCCGUUUUUAAUGAGGUCACAUCCCAUUGUGCUCAGUGAUUCUUUUUUAUUUUCUAUUUUUUGCUACAAUUACGAAUGUCAAAUAAAAUAUACCAAUGCAAAAUAAAUACGAAAUAAAAACACCUAUUAUUUAUAACACUGCUGCACAGUCUGCUGAUUGUAUUACUAAAAGAUGUGUAUUGUAUGAAGGGGAGGGCACAUAAAAAAACAGCAUCGGAUCAUAAGCAGACGGUUCAUUAAAGAAAAAGUAAAUGCCAUAUAUAAAUAAAUAAAUAGUAAACUGGCUCACAUACAUUAUACAGCAGUUGUGUUAUUGGUGUAAUGAACAGGACAAUAGAAUCUGAUAAUCAUGCAUACUUUAUUAUUUCUUUUCAAAAAUGCAAUUUGCAAAUACAAAAUGAAAAUCAACGAGCAAUUCCAUGCAAGUCAAUUAUAAUGCACAAACAGCAGAUUAGCAUAACCGUUAUUUUAGACCAUCUUUGAGAAUAAUUCAUUUAGAACAAAGGUGAAAAAAGCACUCCCUGUAAAUAACUACUAAACAGACCGGGAGCAGAAACAUGCCAAAAGACCUCUGUUUCCAAGGUAACUGUGAAUCCUAAGGUGUGUGUGUCACAGGUUAACAGAUUUUCACAGAACAUGUUUGUGAGAGUGGAGCAAACCUACUUUUGGUAUUUGUCCGCUCACUAAAGUGCUUUUUUUUUUUUUUUUUUUUUUUUUUUUAAACGAAUAUAGCCCUGUGCCUUUAGAAA
This is a messenger RNA of Silurus meridionalis, 3005 nucleotides long. It is a transcript of the gene cldn7a, whose product is annotated as claudin 7a. Lineage: Eukaryota; Metazoa; Chordata; Actinopteri; Siluriformes; Siluridae. The record is from RefSeq and is a predicted model, not a curated record. Gene Ontology annotation, molecular function: structural molecule activity. Gene Ontology annotation, biological process: cell adhesion; bicellular tight junction assembly. Gene Ontology annotation, cellular component: bicellular tight junction; plasma membrane.